AUGACCGAGAAGGAGGUGACAAUGGAGGAAUUGGAUGAAACGGUUAAGUGCACUGAUCAGCAGUUGGACAUGAUGGAGUGGAAGAUGGACAAUGUGGAGAAACAGUUGGCAGAGCCCAUAAAUAAUCAAGAAGUGUGCGUCAUGAAUUUGCUGAAAUCUGUAUCAGAGGUGCGCUCAGAUUAUCAGCAGCUGCGACGGGAACUGAUGGAGGUGCAGGCGCUCCAACGCGAGCUGUCUUCACGUCUACGUACCCAGCUGCGGCUCGUGCACUGCAAGUUCGCGCGUCUGCGACAGCGCAUCGCUGCGGCCUCACCGCCGCGUUAA
This is a messenger RNA of Parnassius mnemosyne (clouded apollo), 324 nucleotides long. NCBI's taxonomy places the organism in Eukaryota, Metazoa, Arthropoda, Insecta, Lepidoptera, Papilionidae. The record is from the annotation of a GenBank genome assembly.